AUGACGAGUCCAGACUCGUGGCGCACGCUGCUUCCCGAUGACGACCCUUACUUUGCCUCCGAAGCAAAGUUGCGCGACUCUCACGUCAAGCGCACCGCCUCGCCUCACAUGCUGCCGCCAUCCCAAAACGCGUUCGACAUCGACACCUACGCCGCAGCCAAGGCUUCGCCGCUCGUCAUCAACCACGAUCACAUGUCCACCUACUCCUCGGGCACGGUUCGCACCUCGUUCAGCAGCGCAAGGAGCGGUUUCUCCACCAUGUCCAUGGCUGGCCUCGGUCGCUCGUCCAUGCAAAGUCAAGAUUCGGCAAGAUCAGACAGCUGGAGGAGUCUUCUCCCCGACAAUGAUCGCUUCCACGCCUCGCGUCAUACCACCGCCCCGCCCUUGUCGCAAGACCCGGCUGCCUCGUCCGUCAUCGCAUCGCCUUCGCUCUCCGACCACCUCGACUCGCCCACGUCCUUCGACGCCACCAACCAUCGUUCGGCCUUCUUCGCUCUCGAUGCGCCGCGUCUCAGCCACAGCAUACUGUUGAACGAUCCCGAAGCGGCUGCGCGACGCCACGCCAGCUUCUCGAGCGUCGAGCCCAACAACUCGAAGCAGUUUACCGAGACGCGCAAUAUGCUCGCUUCCAUGCGAGACUCGUCGGCCAAGUCUGGUCCCGUCCAGUCCACCUUGGAAAUGUUUCAAGCUUCCGCUCUUCCGAGCACAUCCUCUUCGUCUUGCUCAUCGUCGCGCGAAGCUCGCAAUCCGCUCGACGCGCCCAACAUGACACCAGAGCUCUCGCAAUCCACGGUUGCCGACGACAACGAUGAUGAUGACGCGAGGGAGCGCGACAGCUGGCCCACCAGUCGCAACGGCCGACGCAUCGCGCAAGGUGUCUCUUCGCCUGCCUCCACCGGCCCCUUGACCCCAGAGGCGGGUCAGGCGCCUCACUCCACGUCGUCCAUGACGGCGGCACUAAAGCAAGAGACAGACGACACGCUUCGCGCCCCCAGCCCUUCGCACGUUUCCGAGACGUCCGACAGCAUCCUCGAGGCGACGAACGUUGGUCUUUUGGCCACCACCACAACCACCACGACCAAGACCACCACGAGCACAAGAACCCACUUGGUUUCAGAUGCGUCGGAUCAACUCGCGCCGCAACAGUCAUGGUCCGAAGCCGGCGUCGGUCGGGACGCUGAUGCUGCCGGCGUUUCAUGCGACGAGGUGGAGAAGGACGACGACGACGACUCGCUGCCGCAGAGCUCGCCGAUGAGAGCACGCAACUCGUCGUGCAGCAUCUCGACGCCGAUCAGCCCGCCGUCGCUACCAUUCUUGGAGCGUCGACCGGCGCCUCCUGAGACCGACUUGGUAAUCGAGACGGAGCGACACCACUAUACCCUCGUGACACGCCUUCCCGGCUUCUCGCUUGACUGCAUCACGCUUGUCACGAAACGUCAUUCGCAAGACCGCACGCUGCACAUCAUCGCCGACAGGUGGGACGCCGAAGGAGGCGGACACUUUGAGCGCCGCAUCACCUUUCCCGACAAGGAGUGCGAUCUGAUCAACGUCAAGGCCGAAUUCGACGGGCACACGCUGCGGGUGCGCGUGCCCCGCAAACCGGCCUCUCGAAGCUUCAGCUCUGCCAGCAGUGCCACUUUCUAG
Molecule: messenger RNA, 1644 nt
Organism: Pseudozyma hubeiensis SY62
Lineage: Eukaryota; Fungi; Basidiomycota; Ustilaginomycetes; Ustilaginales; Ustilaginaceae
Exons: 1
Coding region: 1-1644 (547 amino acids)
Source: RefSeq, a predicted model, not a curated record